Acytostelium subglobosum LB1 is the source of this 1791-nucleotide messenger RNA. RefSeq lists its product as hypothetical. NCBI's taxonomy places the organism in Eukaryota, Evosea, Eumycetozoa, Acytosteliales, Acytosteliaceae. The transcript has 2 exons. Bases 1 to 1791 code for a protein of 596 amino acids. Gene Ontology annotation, molecular function: protein binding. The record is from RefSeq and is a predicted model, not a curated record.
AUGGCUGGUGCAAUCAACCUAGGUGACACAAUAUCACUCAACAACAACAAUAACAUCAACAAUGACGACAACAACAACAACAACAACAACAUCAACACCGACAACAAUAACAACAAUGACAAAGUAAACACCAAUGAUAUCAACGACGACGACAAUGUCAUUGUUAAAAGACAGCGUGAACAUGAUCAGAGAAUGCUUCAAGAGGCCAUCGAUCAACUCGGCUCAAGAAACUUGUUUGAAGAGAUGCACGACGACUUUAUCAAUAACUUCAUGCCCAAGAUAAUGAGACGACGUCAAAAGGCAGCACAGCAAGAGAGACGAAGAGCAAAGUAUGAGACGGUAAAGACGCCGACGAAUACUGAAGAGGUAGCAAGCCAUUCAUCACCGAGUGUUGUUAUGAUUGGGUCAGAAGAGAUGUACAUUAGUGAGGCGAUCGAUGCAAUUAGGAGUCAACAACAACAACAACCACAGGAUGCAACAACAGCCAUUGCACCAUCACUCGAUACACCACUGGAAACACAAUCACUGACGGCCACCGUUGAACCAGUCGUGACUGCGACUGCGACUGCGACUGCGACUGCGACUGCUACUGCUACUGCUACUGCUACUGCUACUGCGACUGCUACUGCGACUGCGAGCAAGUACCAAUCAAAGAAGAUCACACGAAAUGAAUUGGGAUUGCUGUUGGCUGGUCAGCUCGAACACUUGGACCUGUCCCCACCAGGCAUCGAGAGUGAGAGACUUUUGAAACGCCUGCUAGCCUGUGUGGACAUUGGCUCACUGGCAACAAACAUCGAUGAGGAGGACAUCGCACGCAAAGAGAUAAUGGCAAAGAUGAUGUCGCCAGAAGACUGCGUGGCAUUGGCCGCCAAGUGCCAACAGAGAUUUGAUCAAGCGCGCAAGCACUACCUGGACGGCCUGUACGAGGCUGCCCUCCAAGCCUUUAACGAGAUAGACGAGCGACAUGGACUGACCAACGUGUUCCUCGGAAAUAUGUACUACUUUGGCGUGUUUGUCAAGCCGGACAUGGCAAAGGCCCGCCACCAUUUUGAGCUCGCAGCGCAGGGCAGACAGGCCGUGGCCUAUGGCAUGCUGGGCGAGAUGCAUCUCAAGGGCGUGGGCGUGCCAGCCAUCGAUGAGGACACAGCCCGCCUCUACUUUGACAUUGCCGCAUCGAUGGGACUGCGAUCCUCGAUGGAGCAGCUGGUCUACAUGAUCAUCAACGACAUUGGCGGCUACUUCAAUCUCACAAAGGCCACACAUUAUCUCAAGAAGCUGGCAUUCAUGGGUGACACGCAUGCCACCGCCACGCUCGGCUCGCUGCUCUACGACCUGCCGACCAUGAAACAUCUCGGCAUCCUGCUGUGGUCGUCGGCCGCGCAGUACGGCAACAGCGACGCAUUGUUCUAUCUUGGACGCUACUACUUCACACGACAGCAACCCAACUACCAACACGCCUACGAACUCUGGAGCAGGGCUGUCGAGCAGGGCCAUGCCGAAGCCCAAUACUACCUGGGCAGCAUGUAUGCCGAAGGUCACCACCUGGAGCAGAACUACGAGACAGCGCACUCUUUGUACCUGAAUUCGGCGAGUCAAGGUCACCCUGGCGCACAGUACGAACUUGCCAAGAUGUACCUCAAUGUUGGAACACAAGAGGCUGUUGAUGAAGCGAUUGGAUGGCUCGAACUAGCCUCAGAGCAAGGAGAGAUUGGAGCACACGAGUUGCUUCAAACUGUCCAAAGUCAUCUGCAACACACACAGAAUGCGUCUGAUGAGCAUGCGGCCAGUUGA